Messenger RNA from Plasmopara halstedii, 951 nucleotides. RefSeq names its product aspartyl asparaginyl beta-hydroxylase family protein. The record is from RefSeq and is a predicted model, not a curated record. Lineage: Eukaryota; Oomycota; Peronosporomycetes; Peronosporales; Peronosporaceae. The transcript has 2 exons. Bases 1 to 951 code for a protein of 316 amino acids.
AUGGCCGACGAUUUGCAAGACAUCGAGAGAAAGCUGGGCGAGGUGGUCCAGUCUUGGGGAAUAUCUGCAUUUAGCGAACGUAUAGCGUUGCAGUGGAUCAAACGUUUUAUGGGUAGUGAUACAAGUUGCGAUGCAUUGAAACACCUACGUAUGUGGAUUGUACUGCAGCUCAAUCACCGGCGCGUGCCCGACGAUUGCUCUUCAUGGCAAUUAGGAUGUCCCGAGAUGAUUCCACAGCUACGUGCAUCACCUUUGUGGAAAUGUAGCGAGUUUUCGUGGGUAAAGACUCUCGAGAAUAGCUUCUUUGUCAUUAAAGAAGAGCUUUUGGCUCUCAAAAGACGCCCCACGUCGGGAUUUCAGCCGUAUCGGGCUCCGUCUUGGGCCAGUGACAUCAAAGCGAAAGACGGACUGGGUGGCGCUGGUCACGACGCGGGAGAUUGGAACGUCUUUUACCUGUUUCUGCAUAAUAUGAACUUUCAAGCAAACCGAGAUCUGUGUCCGAAGACUAGUGCAUUGCUCGAAUCAAUUGAUGGCCAUUAUAAUCAUGCAUUUUUCUCUGCUUUAGCACCACAGACGCAUAUACGAAAGCACCACGGACCUACUAACAAGAAACUUCGUUGCCAUUUACCGCUACUAGUUCCAGAAGGGAACUGUCAUCUUCGAGUUGGAGAUCAAGUGGUGUAUGCGCAAGAAGGAAAGUGUUAUAUUUUUGACGACUCGUUUGAACACGAAGCAUGGAACGAUGACGACACAGACAGCCGAAUUGUGCUGAUUUUCGACGUGUGGCACCCGGAUUUAAGUGCCCAGGAAGUAAAGUUUUUCUCUUUUUUGCGUAACGCGCGAUUGCGAAUGGAGAAGACAAUUUGCGAAGAAUCUAGUGACAACUUCUAUUCCAUUAUUAAAAAAGCUACGGACACUUAUGCUGCUCUUCCCGGAGUCGUGUGGAACUAA